Molecule: messenger RNA, 853 nt
Organism: Acaromyces ingoldii
Lineage: Eukaryota; Fungi; Basidiomycota; Exobasidiomycetes; Exobasidiales; Cryptobasidiaceae
Exons: 1
Coding region: 224-697 (157 amino acids)
Source: RefSeq, a predicted model, not a curated record
AGACAUCGUCGUGGGGCUGGCGGUGAAGCACGCGCGAGGGAGCGAGAAGACAAGAAAGAGAGAGAGAGAGAGAGAGAGAGAGAGAGAGCAGAGGCACGAGGCGGGAGUUCGAUGCGCUUUCUGAUCAAGCGCAGGCUCCGUGCGCGCUCCGAAGUCGUCGGGUGAAACUCGGAGGCAGUGCUCGUGCGAUGCUUCUCUUUCUCACGACUGCGUUUGUCGGACCAUGAACGGUGAUGACCAGAUAGCCGCAGGAAAGAAUGGGGGCCAGAGUAGUGGCAAGCCGCAGGAUGGGGACCGAGAGGGGUCUAUGCGGGCCUUUCCGCGAGCUCCGACUUGCUUGCGUCCAGCUCUGACGUCAGCAAGAGUGGAUCAGGAGCGGUCUCGAGGCGGGGAAUCGCAGCAGAUGGCGGCGUUCAAAUAUCUGUUCCGUCGCGCGGUCGUGGGCGUACGCGUGAGAGCCAAAGAGGAGAGGUUGAAAACGACGCGAGCGGGGCACAGAACGGUGGAACGAACAGAGACGCCGAAGAGCGGAAGAGAAAGGAGGAACAAGAGGGUGAAAAGGGGGAGGAAAGGGGGAGAGCGGGAAGGGGGAACUGAGAAGCGCAGAAGAACCACCACCAAUCGUGAGAAAGAGAGAAAUUGUGUCGACGACGAUGAGCAGCGAGCCUGUCCAGGCCGAUCGGUACGACGGGUCUAAAAGUGCCUUUGACUAAUGGCAAAUCUGUAUUCUACUUACUAAUUCCGUCCAUCUCAAUCUAAAGAAGGACCCUAAUGCCACGUGGGAAUUAAUGCUCUGGCUGCAGCAAACGGCCCCAAGGCCCAGCGGUGGCUUUUUUUCUUCUCAUUGUUUCGG